UAUUUACCAUCCAGCCUUUAUUUUCAAGAAACACGUGUAAGAAAGAAUGUAAGAAUGUAUAUGUUUUGUUUUAAACAUCAUUUGGAACAUACAUAUAAUUUUCUAUCCUGAUUUUUCACACAUUAUUCAGCAAGCAUUUUUCCAUAUUAUUGUUUUAAAAAAUAUAUUUCUUAUGUCUAUAUAACAAGAAUACACCAGCAAAUUUAAUCAUCCUUCAAUUUUUGAGCAUUUAGUUUGUUUCUGGCUCUUGGUAUUUCCAAAUAAUUUCUCAGAAUGAGUUUCAUUAUCUGCAGCAGUUUAGAAUAGUACCAUUUCAUUGUAUCCUUGCAAAUACUGAAUAUUUCUAACUGUAAAUCUUUGUUAACCUGAAAGUGAAUCAAUACAAAUGACUAAAACAUGCAUUUUAAUUUGCAUUAUUUUGCUUAGUGAAGUUUUUAAAUGUCUUAUUCAUUUGUAUUGCUUCUGAGGAUCAUUCAUAUCCUUAACUGAGAGACCAGAUUUACUAUAAAAAAAUUAUUUUUAAGUGAGAUUUAGUUUUAAUAAAGGUUUAUAGAAUGCCUAUAGGAAGCACUCUGUCAAGUCUAUAGCUGUAUUUUUUUAAUCAAACUUUUUAUAUUGAGACAAUUGUGAUGUCACAUGCAGUUUUAAGAAAUAAUAUACAGAUGACCGUGUAUAUCUUUAAUCUAGUUUCCCCCAGUGGUGACAUGUUACAAAACUAUUGCAAUAUCACAACCAGGAUACUGACAUUAAUAUAGACAAGAUGCAGGAUUUCCAUUCCCUGACCCAUGGAAAUCAAUCAUUCUGUUGUCCAUUUAUAUAAAUUUAUCAAUUCUGAAAUGUUACAUAAUGGAAUUACACAGUAUAUAAGCAUUUGAGAUUGGCUUUUUCUUUAACCAUAAUUUCCUACAGAUUCAUUUCAAGGUGUGUUCAUCAAUAGUGUGUUCCUAUUUGUUACUAAAUAUUCCAUAGAAUAGAUGUACCAGUUUCUGUAAACAUUAAUAGUUGAAUUUUAAUGACUAUUUCAUUAAAACAUUUGUCUAAUUUCAGGGGUUGGAAGGAGAAAAGAAAAUGCAUUCACUAGGAAGACAUUCGGUCUACCCCAACAUUCACUGAAAGCAGACCAUUGGGACAAAUGUUAUCCUAUGCUUCUGAUUACAAAACAACUAAAACCCAAAUAAAAUACAAAUUAGUUAAGUAGCAGUGCUAAGAUUGAAACCAGAUAGGUAUUUAAAGAAGCAAGAAAAUGAAUUCAGAGAACGUUUUAUCAUCAAUAAAAACUUUCUAAAAUGUAACAAUUUUUCUAGGUUUAAUUAAACAGGCUAAAAAUUUGAUGUGUCCAGUCCAUGAGAGCAUCCUCCUAUCCACUGGACUAGGUGUCUACUAAACCACAUCUUAUAUCUACUGUGAGGCCAACUGUCUUGAGGCCAAACAAGACGCGAGUUAUAUGGUAGCACUUGAGAGGGCUGCGGACACAUUAGAGCAGCUUUCUCUGCCCAUCUACAGCAGUUCUGGGCAGCAUGCUUGGAAUGGCAACGCUGGCGUCCACGAAAAACCCCAGCCCUCUUGCCAAUUUCCUCUGAACCCCAACUACCCAACCCAAAAUUAUUUGAAGAUCUCAUUUUCAAACAAAACGAGGCCAAUAAUGCACCAUUAUUAUGUUUCCCUAAAACAUUAACAGUAUGGAGAUUAAGACACAAACCAGAUACCGGAAAAAAAUCUUGGUGCGUUCAAAGUAACCUCAAUCAGUUCCCGACUCUAUUUUCCACUUAUGGUGCAAUAUUAACAAAAACUAAGCACACCGUGCAGAGAAACGCCCCUUCGCACUUAUGACUUCCGGCCUGGGACUCUGGCUCCUCACACGCCUUUGAUACAAAGUUCGAAGGCUGAGCCUUAACCAUGCCACGCCUAGCGUGCUCCGGACGAGGAUGCCCGAAACUGCAAUGAGAGAGAGAAAUUUGCUAGUCAGGUCAAGGUCCAACAAAACAAACGACCGCAAGCAGGAAUUGAACCGUCUCUCAAGCAGAGGCGGCUGAACCAGCAGCGAGCGGAAGUGACGCAAAGGCCGGUCGCCGGAGAAGGCGGGGCCCCGAGGUAGCGAGCCCAAUUGGGGCGCGGGAGAGGCCGGGGGUGUGGCAGCGUUGGCGGCGAGCGGGGGCCUGGGCGCGCUGGGGGCGGGGCCAGGGUGCUCCGCUCGCGGGGACUGGCCUCCUUCGGCAGCUGGAGGCGGUCACUCGCGCUGGGCUAGGAGCUGAGGCGAGAAGGACCAUGCGGACGGCGAGGGAGUCCAGAGCCUUGAGACCGGUGCUCCUCCCUUGCGCAGCGGUGGCUCUGCGGCCGCUGGAGUAAACACUGCCUUUGUUCCCUAGCGCCUUGUCUUUCGUCGCCCCGUCCCCUCACGCCGCCGGGCUCCGGCCGGCCCGCCAUCGGUCCUUGAACCCCAUUUCGGCUCGUGCCGCGCGGAUGCGGCUGCCAGGCCUGGGUUUGGGUAUUGAGCGGGAGGAGGAGAAGGAGCGGCGGCGCCUGGGCGGCAUGCGAUGGGGAACUGCUGCUGGACGCAGUGCUACGGACUGCUCCGCAAGGAAGCGGGGCGGCUGCAGCGAGUAGGCGGCGGCGGAGGAUCCAAGUAUUUUAGAACAUGCUCAAGAGGUGAGCACUUAACAAUAGAGUUUGAGAAUCUAGUAGAAAGUGAUGAAGGGGAGAGCCCAGGAAGCAAUCAUAGGCCUCUUACUGAGGAAGAAAUUGUUGACCUAAGAGAAAGGCAUUAUGAUUCCAUUGCCGAAAAACAAAAAGAUCUUGAUAAGAAAAUUCAAAAAGAGUUAGCCUUACAAGAAGAGAAGUUAAGACUAGAAGAAGAAGCUUUAUACGCUGCACAGCGUGAAGCAGCCAGGGCAGCAAAGCAGCGAAAGCUCUUGGAGCAAGAAAGGCAGAGAAUUGUGCAGCAAUAUCAUCCUUCCAGCAAUGGAGAAUAUCAAAGUUCAGGACCAGAAGAUGACUUCGAAUCUUGUUUGAGAAAUAUGAAGUCACAGUAUGAAGUUUUUCGAAGUAGUAGACUCUCAUCAGAUGCUACAGUUUUGACACCAAAUACAGAAAGCAGUUGUGAUUUAAUGACCAAAACUAAAUCAACUAGUGGAAAUGACGACAGCACAUCCUUAGAUCUAGAGUGGGAAGAUGAAGAAGGAAUGAACAGAAUGCUUCCAAUGAGAGAACGUUCCAAAACAGAGGAAGACAUCCUACGGGCAGCACUUAAGUAUAGCAACAAGAAGACUGGAAGUAAUCCUACAUCAGCCUCUGAUGAUUCCAAUGGGCUGGAGUGGGAAAAUGAUUUUGUUAGUGCCGAAAUGGAUGAUAAUGGAAAUUCCGAGUAUUCUGGAUUUGUAAAUCCUGUAUUAGAACUGUCUGAUUCUGGCAUAAGGCAUUCUGACACAGAUCAACAGACUCGAUAGGGUAAAAUUGUGUGACCUUGUUUAUCAGUUAUGACCAAAUGUUAAAAACCAACUAGAAUGUAUAAGUCAUUGUGCUUAGCCUUUUUGUAAGGGAGACGUGUAAGACACCAUGUUGUAAAUGCUUAUUUUAUUAGAAAGGAGUAGGGAUGAUAGGAUCUGAAUUGAUACAGAAUUAAGUGCAAUUUCAUCAUCUGCCUUCUGCUUUUCAAGACCAAUUUAAUGGUCCUGUCAUGUUACCGAUUAAAUUUACUUUAAGCCUUUUCUUUAUAGCAUUUCUGUUUACUAUGGUAGAUUUCCACUUUCAAUUUUUUAAAUUAAUUUUACUUUGAAUGAUUUAUGAAGCCUAUUUCAUUGUCUAACUAUGAAAAUAUUAAGACUUUUUUUGUUAAUUCUCAGCAGAUGUGAAGGAAGCAUGAGGAGGGAUCGUCAGAUUCAUAUUUAGAAUAGUGUUCCCUUUUUCAGCAUUAUUUAUUUCUAUGACUUCUUUGGAUUUUAUUAUCUAAUAGUAAGUACAGUUGAUUUGAGUAGAUGACUCCAAGAAAUGCUGAAGUAUCGGCAUUACAUGUGUUUAUUUACAUGUCCUAGCAUGAUAAUGUUGAUUCAAUCUGAACAAAAGAUAAUAUAAAAAUAACCCUUCAGAGUUUGGACAUUUCAAGUUGGUAAUAAUAAAAAAUAAUAUUUAAGAAGAUAUAUAUAUAUAUAUAUAUUUAGUUUUUUCCACUUCAUUUUACAUGCCACUAUAUUGACUUUAAUUGAUAUACAGUAUUAAGUUUUUAGGUGCCAUUAUUUUUAAAAAAUUCUAUAUUUCCAAUGAAUGAUGUUAGAUUUUACACAGAACAUAUUCUCUGCAUGAUUUAAGAAAAGAAAAUCUAAAAAGGUAAUACGGGUAUUUCAAAUAAAAUCCUUUCUGGUAUGAAAGGCUCCAUUGAUUUUAUUAAGCUUUCCUUUACCUUGUAGUACAAGGUGCUUUAAUGGGAUAGAACUAAGCAUAUCAAUAUCUAUAACUGCAUUUUGUGAUAGACAAUUAACUGUUCUUUUCUCUAAAAUGUAUAUGUCAAUUUAAAAGGCCAGGGAUAGAAAACACUCCAUAAUUGCUUUCCUUGAUUUUGCUGAGGAUUUGGUAUGAUUUUAGUAAGCAAACUGUUUUUUGGUUUUUUCCUUAAUGUUUUUAAAUUUUUUUCCUCUUGCAACAAUGACAGUGCAUGUUCUUAUAAAUAUAGGAAGGUCCAGAUAUAAAUAGUAACCUAAAGUUCUUGCUGUGCUUAAAAAAAAAAUCAUGUGGCCCUUUCAAUAUUUGAACUGCUGAGCAAUGACAUCUGUAGUUUUAUCUCCUUUUUUAUGUCAUAGAAAUUAAUAUAAUACUUUAAAUAUGUAAAUAUAAUACAUUAGGUAAUGCUAUUAUUUAUAUCUGUCUUAACAUAAUUUAAGUUGUAGCUGUGUCUUGGAAAUAUUUUUAAGGUAAUCUAUAUUCACAUUGCCUGUGUUAAUGCUUUUUAAAGUUUGUAUACAUCAGAUGUAUAUUUUUGGUUUGGCAUAAGCUACGAUUGUAAUUUUUCUUGGCUUUUUGUUCAUAAAGAAUUUUUUGAAGGAAUGGUAACAAAUGGUAAUUUACAAAUGGUUGUGAAUAAACACAUUUUUACACUUAAA
This is a messenger RNA of Pongo pygmaeus (Bornean orangutan), 5090 nucleotides long. RefSeq names its product adaptor related protein complex 1 associated regulatory protein (gene AP1AR). The coding region runs from base 2535 to 3443 and encodes 302 amino acids. The record is from RefSeq and is a predicted model, not a curated record. Gene Ontology annotation, molecular function: kinesin binding; AP-1 adaptor complex binding. Gene Ontology annotation, cellular component: endosome. The transcript has 10 exons. NCBI's taxonomy places the organism in Eukaryota, Metazoa, Chordata, Mammalia, Primates, Hominidae. Gene Ontology annotation, biological process: regulation of Arp2/3 complex-mediated actin nucleation; negative regulation of substrate adhesion-dependent cell spreading; negative regulation of cell motility.